CCUAAGACUAAAACCCUUGUAUCUAUAAACAUCUAAUAUAAACCCAAAUUUAAAAUGUGUAGCUCAAUUGAAAAACAAUUGACCUAGUAAUACAAUAGUAUUACACCUAUGCCACUCAUCCUCAGCAUGCGUUUCAGAAUACAACCCCAGGCGUUUCAGAAUAUCAUCCCAUGACCGUUUCAAAUCCAGCCGUUUUGCAGAAAACCAUCCAUAACAACAUCAUUGAUUUCAAUAAUUACCACGUUUAUGGGGAGAGAUUGACAAUCAGAAAAUUGAACCGUUUUUGAGAUUUGAAUCACACCAUUCAACUUAAAUGGAGAUACUUUCAAACAACAUGGUGUGUAGUGGGUCUUCAAUGAAUCCGAUCAUAAUCUGUGCAUUUAAACAGGUACAUUAUAUACCGUUGGAUAAUGAUAAAAAUUUGGAGGAAGUAAUCUAUUCCAAAUCGUUCGUUCAUAUUCGACCAGAAUUUCACUUAUUUGGGAAUGGAAAUCAACAGGAAACAGUUUGGAAAAAUGCAAUACCGAGCUGCUUUUGGUCCAUUUUUGAAUGUUUUUAAUGUUUUGAAAUUGAAAAUUCAGGAAGAACAUCGAGACAUUAUAAAAGGAACACCAUUUUGGGGUCUUUUCAAAGCUUAUGAUGGAGGGUUGGUUAGCGAUGAUAUGUGUAGGAAGACUUAUGUAGAUAUAAUCAGAAUAAUUAAUUGUUUCAAUGCUGGGACGUCUGAAUUCAAAUUUGGUGAUAGGUGUGAAAAGUUAACAGGGUUUGAAGUUGAGGAGUUGCUUGGAUUACCUAACUUUGGUCGGGAUAUAAAUCUUAAUAAACGUUGUUCAAAGUCUGAGGAAGGUUUCAUUAAAAGAAAUUUUAAAACAGUUGACAGAGUUACAAGGCAAAAUAUUGAAUCUGCUAUGAUUACAAUAGUAACAGGGAAAACACAACAGAAUCGUGAGGAUUUUGUAUGCCUAAUGUGUUUGCAUCUUUGUAUAACAUUAUUAUUUUGUAAUAGUGGUAGUACCAUCUCUUGGAACAUAGCUUCCCGUUGUCAAGAUGUUCAAACAAUGGCGGGCUACAAUUGGGCAAAAGCAACAUCGGAUUGUUUGCAAAAACAACUGGUCAAGAAUUGCGGGAAACCAUCACAUGUAUCUGGAUGUGUUGUGCUGUUGCCGUUUUGGUUUUGUGAGAUAAGUUCAUUGGUUGAACCUGUAAAAGGAAGAAUGGAUUUCGCACCCAAAUUUGUGAAGUGGGAUCUGCAGGUACUGCAUGAGGCCAUGUCAGCUAUUGAAAUUGAUAGGCUACAGAUUAGCGAUGCAUCAGAAUUGCACAUGAAUAGAAGUUUGAGAUGUGAAUCUCACGUUAUGGUGUCCCCACAUAGAGAUUUAUGUCAAAAGGUUAAUGUAUCCAAAUAACUGCUGAUCUAUAUAUCCCUUUUUUGGCAUCAAUUUGAAGGCAAUAUAAUUGGAAAAGGAUUCGUAGAAAUAAAUGUGUAGGCAAAAUAAAUAAUUUCAAUAUACACCGGAAAAAA
Pyrus x bretschneideri (Chinese white pear) is the source of this 1522-nucleotide messenger RNA. RefSeq lists its product as uncharacterized. NCBI's taxonomy places the organism in Eukaryota, Viridiplantae, Streptophyta, Magnoliopsida, Rosales, Rosaceae. The transcript is spliced from 5 exons. The record is from RefSeq and is a predicted model, not a curated record. Bases 486 to 1406 code for a protein of 306 amino acids.